AUGCACCCUCAAAGCUCAACAGAUUCGGUAUUAUUAUCUCAGCGUUCAGUAUUAUUCUCUCCCCUAUCUACAACUAGUUCGCUUAUAACAUCACGCUCAGUGGAAUUUGCAAUGGAAAAAGUGUUUCAUGCAAUGGAAAUGGGUCAUAACGUUUACAAACUUCUGUUGAUGAAACGACGGGAUCCAGCACAAAAAAGGUUGACUUAUAACCGUGAGACAAGGCAGCUGUUUUUGUCAAAGCUAGAUAAUUCUGACAAGGUUAAAAUUCAUGCUAAAGAUUUUUUGUGUGCUUCAUGGAGUAGCAGUAAAACUCUGCGAUUAGAUUUACGAGUAGUGAAGGAAGUGCAUACACUUGAUUAUAAACUAAGAAAGAUCAAAAUCGGCGACAAGUGGGAAAAGGACAAAGAAUUCAAACAGUUUGAUGCAGCUAGAAUAUUAGUUCUAAGUUAUGCGACGAGUUUCAAUUUGCGGUAUUGGAUUUUGUUAUUCGAUACGGAAGAGUUAUGUCGAAUGUGGUGUCAGGGUGUUCACCACUUGAUGCUGGAUACAAUUUCUGCUUGUCAUGCACUUCUCGUGGAACGAUGGCUCAGGAAAGAGUUCUAUAAUAUUGCUGGUUAUGGUCUCGAAAACCCUUGCGUAGCGAUGAAACACAUGAAGCCUUUCGUGCAUACUAGUUUGCAGUAUAAGGUACAAUCAAAACAAUUGCAAGAAGACAUAAUGUAUUAUGAUACUUUCGCAAUUGCUUAUCGCAAACUUUUGCAUUCUAAUUCUCUUUUCGCAGAACAUUUUGCAGCUUACUCGGAUGAUGCGGCUGUUGUCAGCUUCAACAAUUUCCUGCGGUUUCACAAGGAUAAACAAAAUGAUGAAAUAGGGAUGAUGCGCGAAAGAGCCAGUGAUUUUCUUAGGCAUUUCUUAAGGGAAUGGGAUCCAUAUAGAGAUGUUCCUGAACCAACCCUUAGCGUGACUGAAUUUUGCGACUUCCUCUUCUCUCGCGAAAAUUCACUAUGGGAUUCUGUUAACGAGAAUGUUAUACAUGACAUGAAUCGACCACUAAGUCACUACUGGAUUGCUUCAUCACACAACACAUAUCUUACCGGUGAUCAACUCAAGAGUGAAUCCUCGUUGGAUACGUAUGCUCGAGCUUUGCUUAUGGGCUGUAGAUGUGUUGAACUCGACUGCUGGGAUGGACAAAAGAGAAGUUCAGGUGAAAUACAAGAUAUUGUUAUUUACCAUGGUUACACAAUGACUAGUAAAAUCAAUUUGCGCGAUGUGCUUUACACCAUUCGUCAUUACGCUUUUAUUAACAGCGAGUUUCCAGUGAUUCUCUCGAUUGAAGACAAUUGUUCAGUACCGGUACAACGGUUGCUUGCUCGUGAAAUUAGAGAAAUUCUUGGUAAUUAUUUACUCACAGCUCCAGUUAGUCGUGAAGAAACUUGUUUACCAUCUCCGGCAGCUCUGAAGCGAAAAAUUAUCUUGAAGCAUAAGAAACUGCCGACGGAAAGUGAAAAUAUUGCUUCACAGCAAACUGAUGAGGAUCAAGAACAGGAUUUACUUUCACUGAAUUUUACUCGGCAAGGAAUUCUGUCAUUGAAAAGUGGUGUAAACGAUGAAUGGACAACUCACUUAUUUGUAUUGUUUCCGGAUCGUUUGUGUUAUAUGCUGGAACAGUGCGAAAGUAAUUUCAAUAAUCAGGGGAUUCUGAGACGUCAAGAUUCACUGGGGAACGCACAGGAUGAUGAAAAUCAGGAUGGUUUGACAAACUUGACAGGUUUCGUUGUACCUCAAGAAGAAAUGCAUGUUACAGAAGAAUGGUUUCAUGGCAAAACAGAUCGAGAUACAGCAAGAAUGCGUCUUUUGGAACACAAAGAUAAAGGCAAUGGUCUUUUUUUGGUUCGCGAUUCAACUAUUUUCAUUGGCGACUACUCCUUAUCGUUUCUGCAUAAUGAGAAAGUACAUCACUGUCGAAUACGCACCAGGAUGGUGAAUGGUGAAAGAAAAUAUUAUUUUUUGGAAAAUAAGCAAAUGGAUACACUUUAUGAGCUUAUAUCGCACUAUACGAAGGAAAGAUUGAGGACACCGAAUUUUAGCACAACACUGGUCACUCCAUGUCCGCAGCCUUGUCCUCAUCUCGGAAUGAUAUGGUUUUGUGAGAAAACAGAUAGAAAUCGUGCCGAAGAACUUCUGAACACGGUUCAACAAGAUGGGGCUUUCUUGCUGCGCUUCAGUUCUACUGAUAAAAAUGUUUUCGUGCUUUCUCUAAGAGUUGACGGCGAAAUAUGGCAUUACCAUUUGAAACGUGAUGGUCGAAUUUUUGUUGUCAACCAGACACUUUUCGAGAAUUUGAAUCAAAUAGUUGAAUUUUAUUCAACAAGAGAAUUCGUUCAUGGAAUAUGUCUGAAAUAUCCCGUGGGUGAGAAUACUAUUACUGAUUCUACAGGUGCAUGGUUUAGUGCAGAUCGAGCACCUGGUUGUUAUAUGGAACUCAAGGACAUUGAUAAAGAGAUAUUGGUUCGGGCUAUUGAGCCGUACAAUGGAUCUCUUCCCAGCGAGCUUUCAUUCCCUAUAAAUGCAGUGAUAAGAGUAUUCAGAAAAGACGGUGAUCGCUGGCGUGGCAAAUAUGGCAUUCAUUCAGGUUUCUUUCCUUCUCGAUGCGUUAUUGAACUGGAAAAUUCUGAUAAUAUGUCGAAUGAAUUGAGCGUUUAUGCAGCAAUCGAUUUGGCUGAUUCUUUGAUUGAAGAAGUACCGUUUGAAGUUGCUGGUCGACCGUUUGCAUUUAAAAUUAGACGUGUUUCAGCGCACUGGAAUCCAAGCGAAUAUGUUUUGGCAGCUAAUUCAAAUGAAGAUCGUGAAGACUGGUUAAAUAUUCUGCACGAGCUGACUAGAACAGCUACGGAUCGCAAUACCUUGAUACGUACACGAGAAAAGAAUUUGCGAAUAGCUUCUGAAUUGUCUGAUUUGGUGGUUUACUGCCAGGCUGUCCCUUUCAAUUCACAAUUCGCAACACAAGGCAAUUUCUAUGAGAUGUGCUCGUUCAGUGAAACAAAAUUCGAGAAACUGAUGGAACGAGGUUUAGUUCAGUUUAAUUCUCGUCAGUUGUCACGUGUUUAUCCGCAAGGUUCACGUGUUACUUCUGCAAAUUAUGAUCCGGUACCGAUGUGGAAUGCCGCAUGCCAUAUGGUUGCACUGAAUUACCAAACUGGCGAUAGGUCGAUGCAGCUAAAUCAGGGUAAAUUUAUGGCAAAUGGUCAGUGUGGAUAUGUGCUGAAACCAUCUUAUAUGAUCGAUGAAAUGUUUUCUCCAGAUGCUGCCGAAGUAGUGUCUACCUCUUGUCCAAUCAUUCUUACUGUUCAUGUAAUAGCAGGACAGCAUUUGUCAAGGAAAGAUAGAAAUCGAGGUAUCUGUUCUCCAGUUGUUACUGUAGAAAUUGUCGGUUUGCCGGCUGAUUCAUCCACUAUUCGAACACGAGCUAUUGCUUCCAAUGGCCUGAAUCCUGUUUGGAAUGAGAAAUUCAGCUUCAAAGUUUACUGUCCAGAAAUAGCUUUACUUCGCUUAUAUGUUGAAGAUGGUGAUUUUAUGGGACCCAAAAUGGAUCCAUUUAUUGGACAGGCUGUGUAUCCACUUGACUGCAUUCGCACUGGUUUUCGAUCUGUGCCACUUCGUAAUCAGUAUGGCGAAGAAUUGGAAUUGUCAUCGUUACUCGUUUAUCUCGAUAUGCGCGAUCAAAGUAAUGAAGCAGAAGUUCUAAAUCCACACGUUGCUUUGCAGGCUGGCCGAUGUUUUGCCGGUGGAUUGCAUAAAACGUUAUCAUCAUCUGGUAUAUUUUGGGCACGAUUGAAUUCAGCCGAUCAGAGUGAUUUCAAACCACCACUGUCACCCAAUAUAUCAGCUGCAAAACACAUUCCAGUUCCGAUGGAUUUAACAUCCUUAGAGUAA
Messenger RNA from Loa loa (African eye worm), 3933 nucleotides. RefSeq names its product variant SH3 domain-containing protein. The record is from RefSeq and is a predicted model, not a curated record. The transcript is spliced from 28 exons. Lineage: Eukaryota; Metazoa; Nematoda; Chromadorea; Rhabditida; Onchocercidae. Bases 1 to 3933 code for a protein of 1310 amino acids. Gene Ontology annotation, molecular function: protein binding; phosphatidylinositol-4,5-bisphosphate phospholipase C activity. Gene Ontology annotation, biological process: lipid metabolic process; positive regulation of epithelial cell migration; phosphatidylinositol-mediated signaling.